UUGAAAUUCAUUCAUUUUCGACUAGUGAACAACGAUCUGAUAUAAAAUGAACAAACAACCGGGACAGCAACCAUUGAGAUCGCUUAGCUUGACGUCUGCGGCCAAGUCACCUGAGGAGGUUGAGCCGGAGCAGGAUUCGAAGAAAGGAGAGCCACGUGCCAAGGCUGCAGGAUUCGGAGGAGGUGGAGGUGGUGGAAAGAGACUCCCAGAGGCAAGAUCUACGCCAAUGGUCAUUCCGAACCAGGUAGCAGCGAUGCCGGUUCAGAUGACUGGCUUCGUCCAACUUGUCGCCAACAACAUUCUCAGCGCCAUUGCCCAUACCAACUCUGUGAUGGUUGUCCAAUGCAUCAAACCCCUCGAGAUCUUCACCGGAUUCGAAACUCCGAAUCGCUACGUGGUCCAUGACAUGUACUGCCGCCCGCUGCUUUAUUGUAUGGAAAGAUCGAACAUCUUCGCUCGUCAGUACGAAGGAAACGAUCGUAACUUCGGAAUGCAGAUCAUGGAUACCCACGGAGCUCAGGUGAUGACGUGCUUCAGAGGAAGACCAUGCUGCUCGACCGAUGAUUUUCUGAGCACCCAGUUCCUCGAUCAGCAGAUUGGGAUGAUGAAGAAGGAGUGCUGCAAUCCUAAUUUCGAGCUCGUCGGAUCCGGCUGCAACCAGCCCCUGCUCAUCCAAUCUCCAGGUUGUGCAGGCUGUGGUGGCACCCAGAAGUUCCCAGUGAUGACCUUCAAUGGUGUGCUCGUCGGAGAAAUUGUCCGCCUCUACCCGGGAUUCAUGCAGGAGAUGUUCACCGAUGCGGACACCUAUAUUGUUCAUUUCCCAAUGGACAUGCCGCCAAUCUUGAAGCUUCUGCUUGUCACCUCGGUUUUCCUGAUCGACUUCACCUACUUCGAGGAUCGUAACCAGGAUCAACAUCGUAACGGCGGAAUGCAUAGCGGAAUGCAUAGCAGCUUCUAAACUUAUAAAGGAUCCUGUUCACAAAUUCACUUGCAAACUAGAAUAAACUAGUUUUUU
This is a messenger RNA of Caenorhabditis elegans, 1015 nucleotides long. It is a transcript of the gene scrm-5, whose product is annotated as Phospholipid scramblase. The coding region runs from base 47 to 958 and encodes 303 amino acids. The record is from RefSeq and is marked reviewed. NCBI's taxonomy places the organism in Eukaryota, Metazoa, Nematoda, Chromadorea, Rhabditida, Rhabditidae. Gene Ontology annotation, biological process: plasma membrane phospholipid scrambling. The transcript is spliced from 5 exons. Gene Ontology annotation, molecular function: phospholipid scramblase activity.